Molecule: messenger RNA, 6686 nt
Organism: Coregonus sp. 'balchen'
Lineage: Eukaryota; Metazoa; Chordata; Actinopteri; Salmoniformes; Salmonidae
Source: the annotation of a GenBank genome assembly
AUGGACUCACAGCAUAUCAAAAAGGUUGGUGUUCAUGUGGAAAUAUCCCCCUUCACAAUAGAGAUAUGGUUGUAAUAUUAAUAUCUUCUACAACUUUUUAUUGUAAAGUGUCAUAGGAAGUAAAUUCAUCUGUCAAAUGAACUUGUAAUGAUGGAGAUGAGAAUAUAUUCUGUGAAUACUAACUCAAACAAUGCCACCAUGCAAGUCUUAUACAUUUCAAGUUGCUCUGAAUAUAUAUUUUCGGCUGGUAGUUUUCAGUUAAGUUUUUAUUCAGGAAGUACAACAAGAGCAGUUGUUUUGAAGGAAAUUGAGGUAUAACUGCGUUCAUAUAAAAUCUCUCUCUCUCUUUGUGUGAAGGUGGUCAGUCGUGGUGGCACUGCCUCUCCUCUACGGAGGUCAAACGAUGUGAGCUGGUGUGUGGACAUUGUCCCCACAUCCCCCUAUCUAAGUCCACCACACGGACACUGCACUGACACAGAAAGCAGCGGGGAAGAAAAGCACAUAGGGCAGUCCUCUCAUGAUGAUGAUGAUGAUGAUGAUGAAGGACACUAUAAGAGUAAUGAAGCACCAGGGAAUUACUCAAACAGGCAGGACCCCUCUCUGCUGUCCCCAGGUGAUGACCAAUAUCACCUGCCCAGAAGUAGCCCCGUCAUCUCCCGCAGGAGGAAGUCCUUAACAUGGCAUGGAGAUACAGGGCUGUCUCUGUCUGUGUUGCCCCCUACUACUGUGGCCCCUCUGGGUCUUAGUAGUGACCCCCCAUCAACAUCUGACCGAUAUCAUCUUCAUCUUACUGAGACCCCACGGUCAGCAGAGAGGUCAACUGGUAGUGUAGAGGCAGAGUUUAACCCCUGUCACUGUCCUACUAUAUCUCAGUCAGAUAAGCCACGCUGUGUCUCCAUCUCGGCCAACCUGAACCGCCUGCUGACCAGCGGGCUCCAUCUGCCCUUCAGGGGCCCCCAGGGGCCAGGGCUGGAUCAGGAGAAGGGUCACCGUCUACGCUCCACCUCGGAUGCCCAUCCACAAUUAGGUAACCUUUUCAGCUGUCCUGAUAUGGCAGACUUUACAGGUCUUUACAGGUGCAGAGGGAAAAUAAGAAAGUGAGAAAUCAAGGUUCCUUAUGUCUAGUUCACUGAUUUAUAUGUUUUUGUCAUUGUGCUUUGACAUUAAAGUGCCUAUUAAGGAUAAAAGAUCAAGUGAUAUUACACACUGCUCUGCAGACAUGUUCAAGACUGGCUGUGACCUGGACAAGGUAAAUUACCCUCUCUAAAACAUAUUUGCUUAUUUAUAUUUGCUUAUUUAUAUUUUGUUUAUUUUUUAAGCAUCUACAGUGCCUUUGGAAAGUAUUCAACACCCCUUGACUUUUUCCACAUUUUGUUAAAUUACAGCCUUAUUCUAAAAUGGAUUAAAUAACAUUUUUAAUCAGCAAUCUACACACAAUACCCCAUAACGACAAAGCGAAAACUGGUUUUUAUAAAUUUUUGCAAAUGUCUAAAUACAAAAAACGGAAAUACCUUAUUUACAUAAUUAUUCAGACCCUUUGCUAUGAGACUCGAAAUUGAGCUCAGGUGCAUCCUGUUUCCAUUGAUAAUCCUUGAGAUGUUUCUACAAAUUGAUUGGAGUCCACCUGUGGUACAUUCAAUUGAUUGGACAUGAUUUGGAAAGGCACACACCUGUCUAUAUGAGGUCCAACAGUUGACAGUGCAUGUCAGAGCAAAAACCAAGGUCGAAGGAAUUGUCCGUAGAGCUCCGAGACAGGAUUGUGUCAAGGCAUUGAAGGUCCCCGAGACAGGAUUGUGUCGAGGCAUUGAAGGUCCACAAGAACACAGUGGCCUCCAUCAUUCUUAAAUGGAAGAAGUUUGGAACCACCAAAACUCUUGCUAGAGCUGGCCGCCAGGCCAAACUGAGCAGAGAAGGGCCUUGGUCAGGGAGGUGACCAAGAACCCGAUGGUCACUCUGACAGAGCUCUAGAGUUCCUCUGUGGAGAUGGGAGAACCUUCCAGAAGGACAACUAUCUCUGCAGCACUCCACCAAUCAGGCCUUUAUGGUAGAGUGGCCAGACGGAAGCCACUCCUCAGUAAAAGGCACAUGACAGCACGCUUGGAGUUUGCCAAAAGGCACCUAAAGACUCUCAGACCAUGAGAAACAAGAUUAUCUGGUCUGAUGAAACCAAGAUUGAACUCUUUGGCCUGAAUGCCAAGCGUCACGUCUGGAGGAAACCUGGCACCAUCCUAACAGUGAAGCAUGGUGGUGGCAGCAUCAUGCUGUGGGGAUGUUUUUCAGCAGCAGGGACUGGGAGACUAGUCACGAUCGAGGCAAAGAUGAAUGGAGCAAAGUACAGAGAGAUCCUUGAAACCUGCUCCAGAGCGCUCAGGACCUCAGACUGGGGCGAAGGUUCACCUUCCAACAGGACAACGACCCUAAGCACACAGCCAAGACAACACAGGAGUGGCUUCGGGACAAGUCUUUGAAUGUCCUUGAGUGGCCCAGCCAGAGCCCAGACUUGAACCAGAUCGAACAUCUCUGGAGAGACCUGAAAAUAGCUGUGCAGCAAUGCUCCUCAUCUAACCUGACAGAGCUUGAGAGGAUCUGCAGAGAAGAAUGGGAGAAACUCCCCAAAUACAGGUGUGCCAAGCUUGUAGCGUCAUACCCAAGAAGACUCGAGGCUGUAAUCGCUGCCAAAGGUGCUUCAACAAAGUACUGAGUAAAGGGUCUGAAUGCUUAUGUAAAUGUGUUAUUAUUUUUUACUUUUUUAUAAAUCUGCAAAAAAUUCUAAAAACCUGUUUUUGCUUUGUCAAUAUGGGGUAUUGUGUGUAUAUUGAUGAGUAAAAAACAAUUGAACCAAUUUUAGAAUAAGGCUGUUACGUAACAAAAUGUGGAAAAAGUCAAGGGGACUCAAUACUUUCCGAAGGCACUGUAUGAACUCUCUGUGACAUUAUGCUUUAUGCCUGGUGUGUAGGAGAAUGCUCAUUUCAUAGUGGUGGACAUGGUGCUGGAGGCCUUGGAGGGGGUGAAGUGGGCUGUGAGUCUGAGUCAGAAGAGCUGUGGGGCCAUGGGGAACCAUACAGAGGCCUCAGAGGGCUCAGGGACCCAAAUCUGCAUCCACCCCUCAAAGACACACUCUCUUGUGUCCACUGACAGCGGAUAUGAAGGUAGGGAACAAGAGGAUGUAAUAAUGGAAGAGGGCUUUAAAAUGGUCAUGAAUUGUCAUGAAAUUGUCAUAAACAUUUUGGACAAAAACUGUUGGACAAGAUCAUCUUGAAUGCUUUCCUUUUAUUGCUGACCAAUGUUCUAGGUGUGUAGAGAAAUUAUGCAAACACAACCAACCCACCCAGUCAUAUCAGAUAUGUGGUCAUAGAGGACGUAGAGAGGAAGCCAUUUAGGGGUGUGGGAGACAAGGCAAUGACAAAGAAGGAUGUGUCAGUGGGACCAUGUGAGAGAAGAGUGUUCUCUGAGUUAAUGUGUUUCAUAUCACCUCUGUUUGCAUUGUAGGUUGCGGAGCAGACAAUAGACCAAUAACCAGAGGCGCUAAUAUGUCCUUUAAAAGGUAGAAACAAACAAACAGCUACAACCCCAUCACACCUCUGAUUAACUGUGAUAGUAUUCAUCAUAGUCUUCAUACAACAGCUUAAAAAAUAAUUCCUUUUCAUCUUGUCUUGUUCUUACCCCCAUUAUGUCCAUUGUCAGUUCCCUGGGCUGUCCCAUAAUGCUCUGCUCUGCAGAGGGCCUAGCCCAGCAGCUGGUGUGUGACUUCAGGAAGCAGUGGUUUCCCACACAGGAGCUGAAACGCGGCCGUCAGAGCAUCAGGACCUCACUGCAGGAAGUGAGAAUCACUGUGGUUACAAAAUGUGUCCCUGCAGUCAAACACACAAAUACAAAGCACAUUUUAACAGGCAUACUUUCUGUUCUAUUUCGGCUAGCUGGAAUAUUGCAAUAGAGUAGAUUUGUGAAAUACCGUCACUUACACAUGAGGAAUGACUGUGAAAUGUUCAUUACUUCAAUAGGAUGUUUACACCAGACUGGAAGAGUGUGUACCAAUCAAUGACCUUAAUCCCCAGCUUCCUGGUGGUGUUUGUAUGGUGAGUGAUGCCCGUCUUAGUCUGAGUGAGGAGAUCAGACAGAGAACCAGGAUGAGGGGCACUCUGAGCUGGGCCCCGCCCCGGUUCCAGAUCAUCUUCAGCGUCCACCCCACCCAGAGGUCAGUAUGGUGUCACACUGACUUCACUGAUGAUGACUAUUCCUACAGGGGAUGGGCGUGUGCACAAGUUAGAAAUUAUUCUCAUUGUGUCAUGGUAUUACUCCCUUUCACUCUCGGUACAAUACGUUUGUUCUCUUUAUUUCAAUCUGCAAUAAGUCUGUUAAUCAGUUUUCCUCAUAAUUCUGUCUCCUGCCCAGGCGCAGUGAGGUUGUUGCCUCCCAGCACUUCCUCUGUGCAGGCUGUGGAACUGAAAUAGAACCCAGUAAGUACUACUCUAGUCCAGAGAGCUGGACACUCUGGGUGAUCCACCUGGAGCCAUAGCAAGCCCUUUAAUGUCAAAACUGAGGCAGAGCUCUGUACAUAUUUCCUUUGCUGUAUGGCGCUCUGAGAGUGUUUUCGUGUUUAUCGGUGGUUGCGGAGGAAUGCUCUGAAGUGUGUGACCGGAUUAUUUACGGCGCUCACCUGCUGUAUAUUACCUGUGAGAGGAACACACACUGCACACAGUCUCACUCUUUCACACACACACACACACACACACACACACACACACACACACACACUGCUGGGCUUUCACUGACAGAGGCCUGCUUGUCUGCUAGGAGAUAAUGUGUGAAUUAUGUUGUUGUUAUGGUUGAAGAUCCAAGUUUAACUGCUUGACUGCAACCUUUUUACUCUACCUCGUGGAUUCAUUUCUGAACUAAACAAAAAUCAUACAGUGUUGCAGUUAUCAAAGCCUUAGUUUGAUCUAUCCUGUUGCUUUCUACAUUACACAUUAUAUGAAUAUCAGUCCAUCUAGACAAUCACAUUGCUCUCAUACCUCAGGAUACAUCAAGAAGCUGCGCUACUGUGAAUACCUGAGCAAGUACUUCUGUGACUGUUGCCAUGGCGGCGCUGAGUCUGUGAUCCCGGGCUGGGUGCUGACCCAGUGGGACUUUGGGAGGUACCCAGUCAGUGAUUUUUCCAAGCAGCUGCUGGACUCUGUGUGGCACCAGCCUCUCUUCGACCUGACCUGUGUUGGCAAGACCCUCUACAGCAGGGUGCGAGAGCUGGACAGGUUCAGGGUAAGUAGACUCCUAUAGGAGCUGAGAUACUGUAUACAGGGUUUCAACUGGUCUGGGGUCAGUUCUGAUUAUUGUGCUUGAGUGCGGUGUGACUGUCGACUGAGAAUAGAAACUGGGCAGGUCAGUGGAUUAGGUUCAAGCUAACAACUGCAGGCUUUAAGACAAUGAGAGAUAUGGUCUGGGAUCAGUUUUACAGCAGUGGUGAAUCCUCUUCUUCAGCAGUGUCUGGGGGGCUCAUAUCUGUACGAAGAGGAAACUCAGAAUAGGGAUCUCGGAGUCACUGGGAGAAUGUGGAUGAGUCUGUGUCUUUGAUUAGUUCUCCUAAUGUUCAGUGGCGCCAUGCAGGGAAUGUUGCAGAGUCGAGACCUCACACACAUAUUGAUUACAUUAACACUCUCUUCUCCCCUCCCAAGGACCUGCAGGAGCAACUAUUAGGCAUUAAGAGACUGCUGAAAGCAUGCAGAUUAUCUGAGGGGUAAAGACAUCCACUUAAUGAUUCUCCCUUCACCACUCUCUCUCACACUCUCCUUUCUCAUGCCAACUUCUUCACCACACAUGGCACUUUUUGCCUUAUUUUGGGCUAAACUUCAUAAAUCUGUUGGCUGUUGGUUGCAGACGGCAACCUUCCAGUUUUAAUCAUUUGAGCCAUAACUCGCUGUACAGAUGAAAGUUUUCAUCUGGACAGAUAAAUGGGUUAUGAUCUAGCCUGGGUGUUGUUUUAGAUUUAUUCUGAAUAGCCAAAAGUCUUGGUGCUUGACAAAGUUCUUAAUUUGUGCUGUUGUUAUCAUGCUCAGGGUCCUGAAGGAGUUUGAGCAGCUUCCUGAUCACCUGACACAGGAGCCACACCUGUUCUCCAUGGAUGACCUCCUGAGGGUCAAACGGGGUCAGCUGGUGCCGCUGGCCAGGGCCGUGCUCCGGGUGGUCAUCGCCCACGUGGAGAGCUGUCAGGUAUAUCCACCAGUCACAAAAUCAUAGAUGGACAAAUAAAGUUACAUUCUAUUCUAAUAUCUUGACUUCACCUAUGCAGUGUUCAAUAGUUGAGACUAAGAUCUGUUGUGUUUUACCCCAGGUCUGCCUGGCUAGAGGCUUCAUCUGUGAGUUCUGCAAGCAGAAGGAUGUGCUAUUUCCCUUCCAGAGCGAGACCUGCACACGCUGUGAAGGCAAGUGUUUUUCUGAUCAGACAGAGAUAGUCCGCUCUUCACCUUGACUUUUUUUUAAAUACACAUAAAUCUGAUAACGAUGCAUCUCUCUCCUUUUAGUGUGCAAGGCCUGUUUCCACAAAGACUGCUUCAGAGAUGAGGAGUGCCCUAAAUGUGCACGGAUCCAAUCUCGAAAAAAGCUGAUGGACACGUUCGGCCUCUAGAGUACAUGUUGGAAGUGUGGGAAAAUAUCCUCACAUUGUUACAUGUGUUUGUCUCUUGAAUCUGAAU